AUGGGUCUGCCGCACAGUCCUGGACACGGCCCAGGGGACAGCCACGCUCUACUCACCCUAGAAGAGAUCUACUGGAGGGCCAUCCAGAGUGCAGGUCAAACUUCCAGUGCUCUGAGUCGGUCUGGAGGACCGACGAUUCUAGGGGAGGCUGUUUCUCUUCGUCAGCAACAGAGGGAGCUGACGGAACGUGGAAUGACUUUUGAAAGUGCCGACUCCUGCUUCCAGCAGCGCUGGGGGAAAGCGGGGAAGGUAACACCUCAGAUGCUUAAGAAAUUCUCUGUCACAAAAAUUACUCUACCUAGCAGUCAUGCUGCAGCAGGUUUGGAAGGCAGGAAUACCAGGAGAGCUGAAAUGGAAAAUUUAUUCUUUGUAGUGAGCAGUAUCCAUGCAGUUUUGGACCUUAAAUCUAUGUUUCAGCUACCCACCUUCAUUAGUGAAGAAGUUUCCCUUCAGUACAAAAUUGACUUCUUGUGUGAACCAUUGGUUCCAAUGGUCCCGGAGGCUGCAUAUAGCAUUGCAGAAAGUGGUGAUGUGAAGGUCUGGGAAAAUACUGGUUGCAUCUGAAAAGGAUGUCAAGAGAGGACCCAGAACGAGCUUAGGAGUGUUACCACCAUGAAGCCAUCCACGCCUUUGGAGCAAGAAGUGAGGCUUCUAAUUUUUAGUAGCUUUCUUCUAGAGCUAAAUGUACUUGGCUGGAGCCUCGAGAGUCUUAUUGCUGUCACUGUAGAACAGCAAUGGAAUGGAUGCACUCUUUAUUUGAAAGCUGUUGAAGGCAUUGAUUUGAAUUCUAGUUCCAAACACAUUUAAUGUCUGGCUUGGAUAAAAGGAAUGUGCCUUGCAGUUUGGAUCAGUGAUGGAGAAAUGCAACUGUGGAACAUUGAAACCAGAAAGAUGUUGAGAAACAUGUUUGGCCACCUGUCUAUAAUUGAGGCUGGAAUCAUUCUGUCUUUUCUCGUCUGCAGUGGUUCACUGCUAGGAUUUGUCCACCAUCGUGAAGUUCAGGUUGCUCAACACCGUGCUGGGAUUCUUUGUCCAAACAAACAAACAGUUUGCAGCCUGAAAUUGUCACUAGCCAACCUGUUGCUGGCAAUUUGGUCUAGAGGUGGUACAUUGAAGACCUGGCCCAGCAACCCUGGGUGGCAGUCACAAGUCCUUGCUACACGAGGUGGAAUGAAAGAUGGGAUUUUGCGUGUCUGGCACAUGAAUUGUGAGAAAAUCAUCCAAAGUGCAGUUACAGAUUUGCAGCUCUGUACUGUUCUAUGGUGCUGUAGGGCUACACCAAAUGCAGAGGUUGUUUCUUGCCUCCUUGUCUCUGGUGCUAUUCAUGAACAGAAAAGACCAGAUCAUUGCUACACAGACACCUUCCUGCUUAUAAAGAUUCCUAAUAACUUACUGUAA
Messenger RNA from Serinus canaria (Common canary), 1398 nucleotides. It is a transcript of the gene CDC20B, whose product is annotated as cell division cycle 20B. Gene Ontology annotation, biological process: positive regulation of ubiquitin protein ligase activity; anaphase-promoting complex-dependent catabolic process; positive regulation of anaphase-promoting complex-dependent catabolic process. Gene Ontology annotation, molecular function: ubiquitin ligase activator activity; protein binding; anaphase-promoting complex binding. NCBI's taxonomy places the organism in Eukaryota, Metazoa, Chordata, Aves, Passeriformes, Fringillidae. The record is from RefSeq and is a predicted model, not a curated record. Gene Ontology annotation, cellular component: anaphase-promoting complex.